CGUUCUCAUAAUAUUCCCAGUUUGCGAAGCGUUCAGUUCACAAAAUUUUGGUCUUUUAUUUUUUGGAGUUGAAAAUUUGUAGCUAUCAAAAUUGAAAAUUCUAAAGUUCAGUCCGGAAUUUUAUUUUCAGACAUCAUCUAGUGCACGCAUCAAAAUUAUUAGUUCUGAAAAGGGAGUUCAAUCCAAGACGAAUCCAUUGCAAGAUGAAUACCACUUUUAAAGUGGCUCGAAUGAGCCUGAAUCACUCUUGGCGAUUGGUUAGUAAUAAAGCCAAGGGUGAAUUUUCCAGUUUGCGACGAUUACCUGCAGUUUCCGGCCAAAAGCGUCGCUACGCCGAUCGCUAUACCUUCGACGACCACACUCAGGCACAAAUACAGGGUAUCAAGAAGAUGAAAGAGAUGGCUGAUGUGCCCCAGGAGUCUCCGUGGCGGGACAGCGAAUGGACGCCCGAUUUUCCCGAGCGUCUGGAUGAGAUGGGCUACGAGUCCCACUGCAACGAUCGCCUGUAUAUAGCGAAGAACAAAUUCCGUCACAGCCAACAGAAAUACGAAUUGGAACGUGAGGAGCGGCGCAAGGAGGCCCAAAAAAGGAUCAGUAGUCACUUCAGCGGUAGUCACGGUCAGGCGGAACCGGACACGAUGCGCCGGCGCACCAUUUCACAGGAUCCGGUCGAUCACCAGAGGCGCCAGGAGGCGAUCAUCGAGCAGAAUCGCCGUAGGUGGCAAAAUCGCCCCGAGUCCAGGAGGGAAACUAAUAGCUCGGGCAUUACCUAUCGGCCGGAUACACGAAAGGAGCAGUAUGUUGAGGAGAAAUUGCAAAGGGAAUCGGAGGACUACCAGCGCAUGAGGCGCAAUCCGGAGAAAUCGGAGGAAGCGAAGGACAGCCAGACGGUCGUCUACGAUGCCAAUCGUCCCUCUGCCGAGUGGUUAAGGAAGCGACAGGAGGAGAAUGAGGCGGAGUACUGGCAUUCGUGGCAAACAUGCCCAUGUUCGCGCGAGUCAGAGACCACAGAAGAGGUGAAACCCCACCUGAAGCGCAAGAAGGUCGUGGCCAUUCCACCUGCCUAUCCAAGGGAUUAUCAACGUCGCGGCUACCAUCAGAUAUCGCCACCUGCGUACUCGCUGAAAGCCAAGACGGUAGUGCUGAUGCCAAAGCGACGACCCUCGGGCAUCGAUAAGCAGUACCACAAGUUUGCCAGGAAACAGGCGGCUCUGUGGCAACAGGACUUCCUCGAGCCCGAGGACAACGCGCAGCCAGGACUGCUGCCCAAAAAGGAGGAAAAGAAGAAGCCCAAGCGGAAAGAGGAGCGUCGGUCUGUGGAGCCUCCCCGUUUCCGUAUGGUCGUGAAAACCCGUGCUCCGGCUAACCGUCCAUCGACUCCCGUGUUUAGUUACUCCGGACAGGUGGAUAUUCCGCCCACCAUCGCCGGACCCACUGCCUACAUGGGAUCUCUUCGCAAGUCUGCGGGCGAAACCUGGCGAAAAUUCUCCAGUGCCAGCAGCUCAUAAAUGUAGCUCAUUUUAGAUGGCCGGAGACUGGAACAGCGUUGUGAAUUGCCUUUUUAUCCAGAGUUAAUUUUUUUGAAAAUGAAUACUUGCUGAGCUCCUGGCAGAGUUCUGGGAUAUUAUAGUAAAAUUUAAUAUAAUUGACGUUGAAUGAA
Drosophila santomea is the source of this 1660-nucleotide messenger RNA. RefSeq lists its product as uncharacterized. NCBI's taxonomy places the organism in Eukaryota, Metazoa, Arthropoda, Insecta, Diptera, Drosophilidae. Bases 204 to 1508 code for a protein of 434 amino acids. The record is from RefSeq and is a predicted model, not a curated record. The transcript has a single exon.